AGGAGGAGGAAGAGAUCCGCCAUUUUAGAGCAGACACAUACACACUCGAGUCACUGAUCAUUUAAUGGUGUGUAAGAUUUUCUAAAAGAACAGGGAAUUAAUAGAGUUAUUACGAACAAUCUAAAGAGAGAGGAGGGUUUUCAAAAGUGUUUAAUCCACGGGGGCUGAAGAUGUCUGCCGACAGGAGAGACGAGAAAGAUGGGGAACUGAAUGUCCUGGAAGACAUUUUGACUGAUGCUCCUGACCAGGAUGAUGAGCUCUACAACCCUGAAAGUGAACACCAUAUUAAUGAGAAAAAAGGCUCUAAAAGAAAGCACGAACGAGGAGACAGCCAGGAUGCAAAGCGGCUCAGAGCAUCAGGACACACUACCAGACAGCCAUUAAAGAGAGCUACCCCUUCUUCUGGAUCAAAAAAGACAAGCAAUCUCAGAAGAAGACAUGUAUCAGAAGACCUCUAUGAAGAAAGAAAGAACCAUGCUGGAAGAGGUGGUGCAUCUCGGGCUGAUUUAUCAAAAGGAUAUGGUGAAAAAGGCCUGUCCCGCAGCAGAGACUCCCAGAGACGGAUCAAGCCCCUGCUGCCUGAGCUGACAGAGAAGAUGCAGAGGACUAGUGAGGACAGUACAGGCAGGGCAAGUCACUCCUCCAGAGAGGAAGAAGAAUAUGAAACUGGCAGCUCUGUGGCUUCCUCUGAGGGCAACUGCUCGGAUGUUGAAGAGGAAGGAGCCAUGCAGGAGGAAGGAGAAGAGAAGGAAGCAGAAGAAGAGGAGGAGGAGGAGGAGGAAGAAGAGGAAGGGGAUGAAGAAGAGGAGGAGUAUGAACUGGAGGAGGAGGACCCACGGGAGAGAAAUGAAGAGAAUGACUACGAUACUCGAAGUGAGGCCAGUGAUUCCCAGUCUGAGUCUGUGUCCUUCUCGGAGGGAGAGUCUGUGCAUUCAGCCUCAGGCUCAGAGGCGUCAGGGUCUGAAAAGAAACAUGAGAAACUGUCCUCUUCUAUCAGAGCUGUGAGGAAGGAUCAAACCAGCAAGCUGAAGUAUAUCCUUAAAGAGGCCAGGUUUUUUCUAAUCAAGAGCAACAAUCAUGAGAAUGUAUCCCUGGCUAAAGCAAAGGGUGUUUGGUCCACUUUGCCUGUAAAUGAGAAAAAACUCAAUGCUGCUUUCCGCUCUGCUCGAAGUGUUGUGCUAAUCUUUUCAGUUAGGGAGAGUGGAAAGUUUCAAGGUUUUGCUCGACUCUCGUCUGAAUCUCAACAUGGAGGUUCUCCUAUCCACUGGGUUCUACCUGCAGGCAUCAAUGCCAAGAUGCUUGGAGGAGUCUUCAAGAUUGACUGGAUUUGCAGGCGGGAAUUACCUUUCACAAAAACGGCUCACCUCUCCAACUCAUGGAAUGAGCACAAGCCUGUAAAGAUUGGACGUGAUGGACAGGAGAUCGAAACAGACUGCGGGACACAGCUGUGCAUGCUCUUCCCACCUGAUGAGAGCAUUGACUUGUAUCAAGUCAUUCACAAAAUGCGCCACAAGAAGAGGAUGCACUCAGAGCAUCGAUCUCAGGGCCGACUACCCCACAGAGAGCCCGUCCCUCGGGACAUGGGAAGGCAUCGUCCAGAGGUAUAUGACAUGCACAACCGGAAGCGGCCCAGGAUUGAUUACACACCAGAAUUCCCCCAGAGACCAGGUUUUAUGCAAGACCCUCGCAAUCCACCUGUGGACAGGCGCUUCUCUGGUGUUAGGCGAGAUGUGUUCCUCAACGGAUCCUACCAUGACUAUAUGAGAGAAUUCCACCACAACAUUGGGCCCCCACCACCAUGGCAAGGAAUGGCCCCCUACCCUGGAAUGGAGCAUCCUCCCCAGCACCCGUACUACCAGCAUCAUCCUCCUCCACCCCAGGCCCACCCUCCUUACUCUGGACACCAUCCCAUGCCCCACGAUGCCCGCUUCAGGGAAAAGAGGGUUGUUCGCUCUUUUGCCUCCAGUUUGCAUGACUAUGACAUGCGAGUGGAUGAUUUCCUGAGACGAACACAGGCGGUGGUGAGUGGACGCAGGAGCCGACCACGUGAGCGUGACCGACAGAGAGAGCGUGACCGGCCACGGGACGGGCGUCGGGACAGAGAACGAGAGCGUGGCAGAGAACGGGACCGUGAGAGAGAGCGAAUUCGAGACCGUGAGAGGGAGAAGGAGAGGGGCCGAUACCGGAGAUAGGGGGAAAACGUUUUAAACCUUUUUUUUUUUUUCAUUAGUUUUUUUUCCCACUUUUUUUUUUUUUUUUUUUUUUUUACAGUUCAUCAAAAAAGUAAACCCGAAUCUUUCUGGGCAUUUUUUAUUUUUAUUUUUCUCAAUCUCAGUUAGCAUCAUGCAUGCAAUGCAUUUAAAAUUGAACUGUGAAAACCAAAAAGCAUUUUUAUCCUCAAUUCUUUUUUAUUUUCUAUUUUUAAUCAUUGGUUCUGUAGUUGAUCCUGCAGUUGUUGAGAAGGAGCUUCCUUUACGUUUUUUUUUUUCUUCCCACUUUCAGAUUGUGAGCCAGACUGUGCAUUCCUUACAUGGCUGUUGCAGUUUUUAGGUGUUUGCUAACUCUGCGCUUGUCUUUGUGAUUUCUGUUGUACAUUUAAAUAAGGUCAUAGGUGCCAGUAUUCCAAGGCACAUGGUAUUCAAGGUAUUCCAAUAUGACAAUGUUGUAUCAAGUAUGUUUCUAUAGCUUUGUCUGCCGCCAGGCUUGUUUUGAUUGAGAAGUGGGUAAAUAUUCCCACAUUUGCUUCUUGUCCAGUAAAACAUAAAUGUCAUGAAGGUUUGUAAA
Carassius carassius (crucian carp) is the source of this 2784-nucleotide messenger RNA. It is a transcript of the gene ythdc1, whose product is annotated as YTH N6-methyladenosine RNA binding protein C1. Gene Ontology annotation, cellular component: nucleoplasm. The record is from RefSeq and is a predicted model, not a curated record. Gene Ontology annotation, biological process: regulation of alternative mRNA splicing, via spliceosome; mRNA splicing, via spliceosome. Lineage: Eukaryota; Metazoa; Chordata; Actinopteri; Cypriniformes; Cyprinidae. Gene Ontology annotation, molecular function: mRNA binding; N6-methyladenosine-containing RNA reader activity. The transcript has 16 exons. The coding region runs from base 171 to 2192 and encodes 673 amino acids.